AUGGCCAAGAAGAGCAGGCCGACGUCGUUCUUGCCGGACGACGUCGUCGGAGAGGUGCUGCUGCGCCUGCCGUCCAAGUCUCUCGCGAGGUUCCGCUCCGUCUGCCGCUCCUGGAAGCACCUCAUCUCCUCGCCCGCCUUCGUGGAGAGCCACCAAGCGCUGGCGGCGGCGAAGCGGCCCACCAAGUUCGCCUUCGCACCGACGGCGCCGCCGCACCGAUGGAGCCUGUCCGCCUGCUAUGACGAGCCCUGCUACGAGUGCCCGAGGGUCAUCGGCCACAAGCCCUGUCGCGGCCUCGUCCUCCUGGGCCAGCGGUGCACGCGCACCUACUCCGUGUGCAACCCUUCCACCGGCGGCCGCCUCCGCCUGCCGCCGUGCCUCGCGGGCUACCCCUACAUCAAGAGCAGCGCGGGGAUCGGCUUCCACGAGCCCACCGGCGAGUACAAGGUGGUCGUGAUCGCCCCAUCCACGGACUACCGGCCGAAGCGCUGCGAGGUGCUGACCGUCGGCGACCCCGCCGGCUGGAGGGCGCCGGCGGGCGGGAGCUCGAGCAUGCCCCGCACCUUGGACGUGGAUGUCAAACUGGACCCGGUGCUCGCGGACGGCUCCCUCCACUGGCAGCUCGGCUGCAGGAACUACUCGGAGCACCACGGCGCCGUCAUUGUCUUCUCGCUCGCCGGCGAGUGCUACCUCGACGAGAACAAACGGCUCCCCACCGCGAACCCCCGGAAGCCGGCCUACAUAAGAUGCACGACGCCGGUGGGCCCCGUCCUCGCGGAGCUUGGCGGGCGCCUCUGCAUGCUGCGCGACCUCCGCCACCGCCACGACGUGGACGGCACCUUGGAGGUGUGGAGGCUCGACGACUACGACUCCGGCGCGUGGUCCCUGAGCUACCGUGUCGACCUGGCCGAGCACGCCGCGAAGCGGCUGAUGACGACAUGGUUCGUAGCGCCGCUCUACUACCUCGCCGGCGACUGUGACUCCUCCGAUCGGAUCAUGCUCGCCACCACUAUGCAGGAGGUCCACGUGUAUGAUCCCAAGACCCGUACGCUUGAGACGGUGCUUUCUGUGGUCAAUGUUGGUGAAGCUGCGACAAGUCCAGAACGCGAGAAUGUUACUGAUGAAGUUCAGCAGGGAUCCCCAUUUUCCUUAUAUGAUGACCGUAGCGAGGAUUUGCCGAGUUCAAAAGAUUACCUAUGCUUCGUGAUGUUCCAAGAAAGCCUCGUCCAUCUGGAAGGGAUGGAAUACGGCAAUAGUGAGCUCGAAAUACUGGAUGCAUGUGUAAGUGACAAGUACAGUAUACAUGUAUGA
This is a messenger RNA of Panicum virgatum (switchgrass), 1311 nucleotides long. Its product is annotated as F-box protein At5g10340-like. Bases 1 to 1311 code for a protein of 436 amino acids. Gene Ontology annotation, molecular function: protein binding. The record is from RefSeq and is a predicted model, not a curated record. The transcript has 2 exons. NCBI's taxonomy places the organism in Eukaryota, Viridiplantae, Streptophyta, Magnoliopsida, Poales, Poaceae.